GGGUACGUAAUAUAAUAUUUUACUUUUAUGUCAGACAGCGAGGCUGCUGCGUCGUAGAAGGUAUUACGUUCACUGUGCACGCGAGCACUUCAAUACUAUCGGCAAAGUAAAGAAGCUCGUACCUAAGACCAUGAAACGAAAAAGUGAUCGCGCCACAUUAUACCUUUUCCUGAUACCUCGGAGGGAACGUCAAGACCUGUCCACUGGCUGAAUCAAUAAUCAGCCGCCAGAAUCGCCUGGCAUUCUUUUUAUUACCGCGAACUGCCGCGGAUUGAGAGAAACGUGGGUUCGAGAGUUGUGAAAAUAUUAAUCUAAAGCUGUCGGUUACGCUGCUAGCUGCUCAAAAGCUGCUCAAAAGAGGCGGGUCUCUAGACGCUACGGUGAAGCCUUAAAACACUAGAAACAUUUCUCUUGUAAACUUUAUAAGGGAACUGUUAAAUAAACUGUGGUAGGAACGUUGUCGCCAUAGUAACACUGAAAGUGUAGUGCUACACGCGUGGGCUCUAAUAGUUAAUAUUAUAAACUAAGCAGACUACCUUUAUCUGAUUCCAAAUUUGACUGACACAAUCACCAGGUCGGCAUACGUGGACAUAGUGAGUCUGGCAGCCGGGCUUUGGUAGGUCUGCCACCUAAGUUAAGCUCUCGCUGUUUCUGGCUCUCCUGCGUGUUACGUCAAGACAGACGGCGUUCUAGGAACAGCUUGUACUCAUCUGUAACUGCGAUUAAGAAAUUAAGGCCUUACAUCUGCUAUACCAAUCUAGAAACAGCUGCCUUCUUGGAAGACCUAGCCGUGUACGGAUAGGGUGCCAAAGCAUCCAAACGGUCCCACCCAGCGAAGCGCGAUAAGUCGACGUUGUAGGCUCGAUCCCAUUUUGGGCCCCACGAAUCAAGGAAACUUAAAAAGAAAGACUCGACGAACGAUCUACCUCUGAGUGCUGCGAGCCGUGGUGAUUCGUCGAGGCGACUGUGAUGGAGAACGUCGCCGUGGCGGCCGUGAGCUCGUUGGAGGACAACGCCACCAUACGGGAGUACCUGGAACUUCGGCUGGGCCCUCAGCACAUCCUGCUACCCAUCGUGAUCCCACUAACGGUUCUGUACGUGGUAGUGUUUGUGAGCGGCGUCGUGGGAAACGUCACGGUGUGCUUGGUGAUUGCAAGGAACUCGCACUUCCAGACGCCCACCAACUACUACCUCUUCUCCCUCGCCAUCUCCGACCUGCUCAUACUCGUCUUCGGGCUUCCCAACGACCUGAAGCUGUACUGGCAGCAGUACCCAUGGCGCUUGGGCGAGGCCCUGUGUCGUUUCCGGGCCCUGGUGGCGGAGGCUACUUCCUACGCCUCCGUUCUGACCAUCGUGGCGUUCACUGCAGAGCGUUACGUGGCCAUCUAUCAUCCACUCUUCCUGCAGACUACGUCAUGUUUGACGCGUGCCGUUCGCAUCAUCGCCAUCAUCUGGGUGGUGUCGCUGGUCAGCGCCGUACCGUUCGCCAUAUACACCCGGAUCAACUUCGUCGACUUUCCGUUGGGCUCGGGCCGCGUGGUGCCCGAGUCGGCCUUCUGCGCCCUGCCGAUGGACACGACGGCGGUCAGCCUUCCGCUGCUCCAGUGCUCGACGUUCGCCUUCUUCUGCCUUCCCAUGACACUGAUAGCAGUGCUGUACCUCAAGAUAGGCAUGCGACUACGGAGCCAGCCGGGACCGGGCCAGCAAGGGAGGCACCAGCGAAGACCCGUGCACAGAAUGCUCGUGGCGGUGGUGAUCGCCUUCUUCGUCUGUUGGGCGCCAUUCCACACCCAGCGCCUUCUGGUGGUGUACGUCAGCCCCAGCCAGUGGACCACGGGUCUACGCACACUCAACGAGGUGCUCUAUUACACCGCCGGGUGCCUCUACUACUUCAGUGCCACCAUCAACCCGAUACUCUACUCACUCAUGUCUGUCAAGUACCGAGAGGCAUUUCGAGACGCCCUCUGCACGCUCUCUAAGACCAAGCAGCGGCUAUCGGCGGGCGAGUUUGAAGCGGGUGCAACAGUCGUCAUCGUUGGCGCCGGCCACUCCAUCCUGGACAACACAAGACUGAGCACGCUGAAGCCGUACUCAAUCGUCCAGCGCGUCGACACCGACGAGGCUAACGUGGACGACGGCGCGGACAUCGCCAUGCGGGCGCUCAUCAUCCAGGCAGUGCUCCGCGUUAGGCCUAACCAGGAACCGCCAUUGACGCCAACGAAGAGUGAAGCAGACGACAAGGAAAACACUCCUACCAUAGAGAUCGGCUCCAGUGACAAAAGCCCCGAGCCGUCGGAGACGGUGGUGUGAAUUUCGCGCGGGUGAUCCUCAUGGGUUAGAAAACCUAGACAUCGUCGAGAAUGAUGCUCAUGUUCUUUAGCUCACCAAAGGGUGCACGUUUUUCCACCGUCCAUGACGACCAAAUGUGUUCACAGUUGGGGAAGCGAGAUUCGCAGUUAGACACCGUGGAGCGCAGUGAUUGCACAUUAUGGUGAUUUCCCUGUCUGCUAUAAGAACUCCAAGUGUAUUCACUGCGGUUUCUAACCAAGCUUCCUGCUGUCGUGAUGAUCUUGAAAUUUGCGCCUUCUCAUGAAAGGCCCUCUCACAGAACCUUCGCUCUCAGCAGGUGCUAACGCGUCGUAAAGUGUGUACCCUCAGACCUCGGAAAAGGCUAUCGGAGAUGCGGAAGACAAUGCGGCAGCCAUGUUGAGGCUGAUCGGGACCACAAGGCAGACUGAAGUCCUCCCUGCCAAGCGCAAAGAACCAUGCGCGUCGUCUUUGUAACCUCAUGGGCAAGCAUGGGGCAGCUCAGUAAAUUUCUGAGAAGUCGCUGACUUCUCGAAAGAGGACUGUGGCGCCAGCGGAGAUCUUCAGCCACUUCCAAGCGGUCGCAACGAAGUCAGCAACUUCACAUCGAUUCUGUUGACUGUGGUUCCGCCAUCGACGGAGCAGGUGUGAAGACAGUUUUAUCUGUGUAGGGGCUUCUUCAGGCAUAUUUCGUGCGAUGAAGUUGUCAUGUGACUUCCACACUUGGUUGUGUCCUAUGAGAGGGAACAAGACCAAUGUGGCUGCUACUUAUACUGUACAAGUUUAGCGGUGCUUGGCAACAGACUUAUCUUCAUUAAUCUGCGUCUACGGAUCAGAACUCGGCUAUCAUUGCUGCUAGGUGCUCCUUUAUUGGAAACAAAAGCAGCCACCGACCAAAAAUCUCACGAGAUCAAAAACUUUGACAACUCAUUUUGUCUAUUUUGAGAGCUUAGCUGCGGCACUUUUGGUCAGAAGCAAAGCAUGUCACCGACGAAUGCCAUCCCCUUGUGCCUAAGUUUGGCUAAGCAACGUAUGGCUCAAUAAAUCUAGAGACAGUGCUAAGGCCUAAUGUGCGCUUUGUUGUUGGGCAUCCGAAACUUAGCACACCUUGCCCAUGACCGCCCACGACCAAAUCACUACGAAAAAAUGCACGUGAGGGUUCUGGCUUGUCUUCAACAUUGAGACGCUGAGUGACGUGUACAGCGUCUUGAAAGCAAAGUCGAAGUGGACUUCACUCUGCCGAAACCUUCAGUAGCGCAGCAGUGAAAAUGUGGCCAAGUGCAUCGUUGAUGAACCUCUACAGGAACCAUGCUGUGUGAACUCUUCAGUGGAUUGUAUCUGUGAGCGACUCGAGUUACAUCCUCACCUCUCCCUUUGUCCUGGUGAACGCACGAAGUCAAGAACGUUUAAAUGGUACUCUCUCCGUAUACACGACCAUUGCCCUCAACUCACUAGAAGAACUUCAAGAGGAAACCCUGUGACUGUCAGUUUGGGGAAAGUGGACAUUUCGGAACCAUUAUGAGCAAGAUUAUUUGGCCUGGGGAUGUUGCUGCAACCGAACAUGGGGUGGAUGACUUCGAACAUGGAGGCCACAUGCGUCGAUUGGUAUAGUUAGUGUAUGUGCAUUGCGAGUGCUUUUGUCAAAAGUGCACUGAAAUCGUCACAAUGGCAUCGCUCAAGUGUACCACAAAAGAUGUCGCAGCGGCAACCCCUCCUUGAGUUGACCUCAGUGACGCUUAUGGUUACAGUGACCCGAAAGACUCUGAUGGCUUUCUCUUUACACUGAAAACGUGUGCGUUGCGGAAGAACUUUUGUUCCGGGUUGAAUCUGAAAUGUUAACCGUGUUUGAAGAGUGUACAGUUGCAGCGUGACGAUUGUUGACAUUGGCGACAUCCGCGGUGAUGUUUAUAUGCUUGGCGGAAUUGCGGCUAAGCACUUGCUGGGCGUGGCUGCUGCGUAGGCUGUGUGCGUGCUCUGAGCGUGAACCUUCAAGCCAGAUACUUGUUGAGCGCUGCUAGUUGUCUUACGUGACCUAAUGGCUAACUGUCAAGAAAGAUGUCGAGCUUAUUUUUGUGUUCAGACUUGACGCAUCUGUACUACCGAACCAGUGGCGCUCAGCACGCGCGCCGAGGUCGGCGUCACCCUUUGCGUCAAUGUACAUAAUUCCAGAAAAAGUCUAUAUUACUCGGAAGAAGUUAGCAGCCAACAAACACGGUUAAAUGUGCGCACUGCCAAAUGUUCAUACGUGGCACGACGUAGACUUAAAACUCAAGGCGAAAAAAAAUUUUUUGACGAUCGCGUCCUACUGCUCACGAACACAUUCCCAAUAGACAAACCAUAUCUGCGGUCUCUCUUUACUACAUAACAUAUUGUACAUUAGUCUUUAGCGAGCGGCUACUCCAGUCCUUUUCUUGCGCGGAGCAAUGCUUAGUUAAAGUCACGCCUGGGUAGCUUGCAUCCUUUACUGCUUUUCUAUCAGCAUCGAGGCAAUAAAAACGAAAAACUUGGUGUCACGUGAAGUUGAUCUUAUGCCCACAGCAAAAUGCUUGUGUCACUGAUUUGCGUUUCUUCUAUAAGGCUCACUUAACAUAUAGCGAAAUAUGCGUACAUGUGGUUCCAGCCAAGAGCGAUCAAAGCAUUGAUGUUUUAUCACAUGAAAAAUUAUGCCAGGUUUUGAUAGUUUUCUUGGCCACUUUGUCUUAUUGAGAGCAGAUAUGAGAGGUGUGUCUAC
Dermacentor silvarum is the source of this 5038-nucleotide messenger RNA. Its product is annotated as neuropeptides capa receptor-like. Gene Ontology annotation, cellular component: plasma membrane. Gene Ontology annotation, molecular function: neuromedin U receptor activity. Lineage: Eukaryota; Metazoa; Arthropoda; Arachnida; Ixodida; Ixodidae. Gene Ontology annotation, biological process: neuropeptide signaling pathway. The record is from RefSeq and is a predicted model, not a curated record.